Molecule: messenger RNA, 465 nt
Organism: Ostertagia ostertagi
Lineage: Eukaryota; Metazoa; Nematoda; Chromadorea; Rhabditida; Trichostrongylidae
Source: the annotation of a GenBank genome assembly
AUGGCAAGUUUGGUUGAGGCCAUAUCAAGUUAUGUGGUCACUCGUUGGUACCGUGCCCCAGAGCUGAUUUGGGGAGCACGAGCAUAUGGAACUGGUGUGGACAUGUGGGCGAUGGGCUGUAUUAUUGCCGAGUUGCUUCUCAGGGUGCCGCUGUUCCCGGGUGAAUCCGAUUUGGAUCAAUUGGUAAAGAUCACCCACGUGCUGGGGUCGCCGACUGUGGAAGAUUGGCCAGCCAUGAAGAAUCUCUCGGACUAUAUCGCAGUGAAGUCUGUGCAGUGCUUCCAUGAGCUCAGCGUUCUUGAUGCUAUUAUUUGUAGGGAGAAGGUCGGGAUCAAUCUUCGCCAUGUGUUCACAGCCGCCGGUGAAGACCUCAUCGACUUGCUGCUCGGCUGCUUCGCCUACGAUCCGUUGAAACGUCUCACUGCCUCCGAAGCACUUCAGUGCCCGUACUUCAGGUCAGCCUGA